This is a messenger RNA of Colletotrichum paranaense, 900 nucleotides long. RefSeq lists its product as uncharacterized. The record is from RefSeq and is a predicted model, not a curated record. The coding region runs from base 1 to 900 and encodes 299 amino acids. The transcript is spliced from 2 exons. Lineage: Eukaryota; Fungi; Ascomycota; Sordariomycetes; Glomerellales; Glomerellaceae.
AUGGAGCAGGGUCCGUUCGACAGUGACGAUGAAGAGCUCGAGUGGUGGGACAAGCUCCCAUUAGUUCUAGCCGUGACCAGUCUACUUCUCCGACAACAGAGCCGCUGGAGGUGGAAACCAGAGUCACUGGCACACAUGUUUUCCCGGCUUCCCAGAGUCCAGGAAGUCCACUACGAACCGUGGUCGGGACUGGGAAAAUCCGACGCAGAAUUCAACAGACAAAUCCUCAAACGACUCGUCAUCUUCGAGAACUUCAACCAACAGUACCCAGCCAAUAUGCGAAGACGCGAAUUCCUCGGGGGAGAAGAUGUCGGAACACACGCCCUUCGCAAGCCUAUCCGAGAUAUCGGUCAGAUAAUCGCGCUCACCAGCCUCCGCCUCGAACAUCCUGCAGCAUCCUACAUCGCAGACGCCAGCCACUUCUUCGAGAUCCGUCUCGACUGGGCGUGGCCGAACCUGAAAUCGCUUGCUCUCACUGCAAAAGCACUCACGCCUCAUGAAGACUCAAACGAGAUUGAAGCCCUACUACUGGCAGCGGCGGCAGCAGCUAAUAAUAUGCCCCAGUUAGAAACACUGGAGAUUUGGAACGGGCGAAAGGGGUUGGCAGGGCUACUCAGGUAUCAAGCUUUCCGUCCCAAGCGGGAAGCUGUUCAUCUUUGGAGAGGCACGUGGAAGUUGGCCAUGGACUCAUCCGUAAUCCACGCCUGGGACACUGUAACGCAUCAGUAUGAUAUUUUGAGACUCAGGGUAUCUGAGGAGAAGCUGAAUGAAGCUGAUAUCAAGUCUCACGGGGAUGCAAUCCAUCACUUGAGGCUUUCGAGCCGGGUCAUUCGGCCUGUCUCGUUGCAGCAGAUCCAAAUAGAACAGAAAGACUUGGAAGGCGUAGCUACAGUUGAGUAG